Schistocerca gregaria is the source of this 654-nucleotide messenger RNA. Its product is annotated as ras-related protein Rap-1-like. The record is from RefSeq and is a predicted model, not a curated record. The transcript is spliced from 5 exons. Lineage: Eukaryota; Metazoa; Arthropoda; Insecta; Orthoptera; Acrididae. Gene Ontology annotation, biological process: signal transduction. Gene Ontology annotation, molecular function: GDP binding; GTP binding; GTPase activity. Gene Ontology annotation, cellular component: plasma membrane. The coding region runs from base 39 to 599 and encodes 186 amino acids.
CUGAUAGUUUAUUUUGUUCGUAUCACACAAGCCGAGCCAUGCCUCGUGAUUUUAAAAUAGUCGUACUGGGCGCAGGUGGUGUGGGCAAGUCGUGCCUUACCGUUCAGUUUGUUCAAGGAAUUUUUGUGGAGAAGUAUGAUCCCACCAUAGAAGACUCGUAUCGCAAACUUAUUGAAGUCGACAACGAGCAGUAUAUGCUAGAAAUAUUGGAUACGGCCGGUACUGAACAAUUCACGGCAAUGAGAGAUCUCUACAUGAAAAAUGGACAGGGUUUUGUGCUCGUUUAUAGUAUUAUUGCACAAUCUACAUUUAACGACUUACCAGAACUUCGAGAGCAAAUUUUGCGGGUGAAGGAUACGGAUAAAGUUCCGAUGAUUCUCGUGGGAAACAAAUGUGACCUCGCGGAUCAGCGCGUCAUUACAUCUGAACAAGGCACCAACUUGUCUAUUCGUUUUGAAUGUAAAUUUCUCGAGGCCUCUGCCAAGACGAAGACCAACGUAGAUGCCAUAUUCCACAACUUGGUGCGUCAAGUAAACCAGCUCAUGCCUCAGGAGAAGAAGAAGAAGGUUGACAGACGAGGUGGAUGCAUGUUAAUUUAACAUAUUUUAUGAAAAAGAGUUUAAUAAAAAUGCGUCGUGUGUCAUUUAGUCGUUA